Messenger RNA from Aspergillus wentii DTO 134E9, 3096 nucleotides. RefSeq lists its product as uncharacterized. NCBI's taxonomy places the organism in Eukaryota, Fungi, Ascomycota, Eurotiomycetes, Eurotiales, Aspergillaceae. The record is from RefSeq and is a predicted model, not a curated record. The coding region runs from base 1 to 3096 and encodes 1031 amino acids. The transcript has 4 exons.
AUGACAGACUUUGAGAUUCCAGGAAUCGGCAAACGGGUCAUGGCCCAUGUCAUUGAUAGUCUGGCUGAGACAGAUCCUGAAAAAAAGGUCUGUUCUAUGCCAGAGAGUCCCGAGAACCCUCAGGCCUAUGUGGAUUUGAGUGUGCAGAAGCUGGCCCAUGCAAUCAAUUACAUGUCUUGGUGGAUUGAGAAAGAGUUUGGGAAAAGUGACACUUUCAACGAAACAGUGGCGUACCUGGGAGCAAAUGAUGUACGCUAUCUCGUGAUAGUUAUUGCGUGUAACAAGACUGGCCACAAGCCCUUACUCUCCUCGACGCGUAAUUCUCAGGCGGCUCAUGUCCGACUUUUUGAGAUGACAAACUGUUCCAAACUUCUGUACAGUUCCGAGAAACGGCAAAAGGCAGAAGAUAUCUGUUCUGCUGCGGCUCAUGUUAGCAGCCUUGAGAUUCCCUCGAUGGCGGAAAUGACGUCUUUGGAAACCACUGCGUAUCCAUUUCUGGGAACAUUCGGAGAUGUCAAGAAUAAAGUAGCAUUCAUCGCUCACAGCUCAGGCACGACAGGAUUCCCCAAGCCAAUCCAACUCACAUUUGGAUACUUUGGCGCGUUAGACCACGGAGCCCAUGUCCCUAUCCCAACAGGUCGCGUGGCUGGUGUUCCAGACAGACUGUCCCCUGAUGAUCUGGUCCUUUCAACGACUCCCUUCUUCCAUCUCAUGGGAUUUGCACUGCUUAUCAUGGCUGUCUUUCAUGGAAUCCCGUGCGUGAUACUGCCAGACAAGCCCCUAUCAACCCAAUUGGUAACAAGCGUACUGGCGACUACUCAGCCAACGGCAGCACUCUUCCCUCCUUCUAUUUUAGAAGAUCUUGCAGCAAACCCAGAGUCAGUUCAAGCCCUCUCUAAGCUCAAGCGUGUAUAUUUCGGAGGAGGACCCCUGUCCCCCGACGUCGGCCGCAAGGUCAGUGAAUGCACCCAGCUUGUCAGCUUCCUUGGAAUGACAGAGGGCGGUUUCGUGUUGUCGCUUCUGCCGGAAAACGGAGACUGGUCUUUCUUCGAGUGGAGUCCUACCUUUGGUAUCAAAAUGGAACAUGUCGAAAAUGGGUUGCAUGAGAUGGUGUUAUGCAGGCAUGAAAACCCAGAGCUGCAGCCUAUCUUCCAUACGUUCCCUGAUCUUGACUGCUACCAUACGAAAGAUCUAUAUUUGGAACAUCCAAACAAACCGAACCUGUGGAGGUUCUACGGUCGCUUAGACGAUGUGAUUGUGCUCAACAAUGGCGAGAAGUUCAACCCGGUCACAAUGGAGAAGAUUAUUGAAGGACACCCCUUGGUGGCUCGGGCGGUUGUCGUUGGACUUGGUAGAUUCCAGACAGCAUUGUUGAUUGAACCAAGCUGGAGUCAAUUGGACUCGGUCGAUAAUGGAACCAACGUAAUUGACGUUGUCUGGCCAACAGUGCAAGAGGCAAAUCGAAUCAGCCCGGCACAUGGACAUGUGCUGAGGAACAAAAUCGCUUUGGCGUCUCGAGACAAGCCCUUCGCCACGACACCGAAAGGAAGUACUCAACGAAGAAUCGUAACAGACGAUUAUAAGGAUGAGAUUGAGCACAUCUACUCCUUGCCCGACGUUGAAGAGCUCCCAUUUACCCUACCGCCCUCUCCAGACUUCCCAAGCAUUCUGGACUUUGUUCGAAACCUUGUGGUACAUGUUUCAAAUGUCACUUCAUGCGCAGACGACGCCGAUCUUUAUAAUGUCGGGCUUGACUCACUGCGCACCAUCCAGCUAGCAUCAGCCCUCAGGGCUACUGGGUUCAAGGACAUCACUCCACAAAUGGUCUACAUGCAUCCAAGCAUUGACAAGAUCGCGAUACUCCUCAAUGAUAUGCUGACUGGCACUGAAACAAAGACAAUCUCAAGACGUGAAAGGAUCGAUGGCUUAGUCGCAAAAUAUACAAAAAAUCUUCUUCACCAUGACCAUGUUCACACCAUGUGCAAUACAGAUACCCUCACAGUUGCCUUGACAGGAUCGACUGGAUCACUAGGGAGCUAUUUGCUCGAUUCUUUACGAUCUGACAAGACCAUUGGCAAAGUAUACUGCCUAACACGAGAUGGGCAGGUAGAAAGGCAACAAAAAGCCUUCAAAGAAAGAGGCCUGGACCCAAACAUCCCAGACAAAGUCGAGUUCAUCCAAGCAUCACUAGGCGAACCUCAACUGGGCAUUGACAACGCUAAAUACAAGGAAAUGCUCGAUACUGUCGAUACGUUUAUCCACAACGCUUGGAGAAUGGACUUUAACAUAUCCGUCGAGUCGUUCGAAGAAGUCCAUAUCCGAGCCGUGCGUACCCUGGUAGAUUUUAGUCUCCAAAGCGCCCACCGCACUCAUAUCCAUUUCCUGUCUUCCAUUGGCGCAAUUGGCGGAUGGACGCUUUCCAAUGGUCCGGUCAUUCCUGAGCUUCCAUUUGAAGAUUGUGAUGUGACGCUUCGCCAGGGAUAUGGGGAAGCUAAGCAUAUCUGUGAACGGAUUUGCCUUGCUGCUUCUCGGACUGCUGGUGUGCCGACGAGUGUGCAUCGCUUGGGGCAGAUCGCUGGGCCGUGUACUGAAAGUGGGUAUUGGAAUUCACAGGAAUGGAUUCCUGCUAUUAUCGCUUCUUCCAAGUCUCUUGGGAAGGCUCCAUCCAGUCUUGGAGCGUUUCCGGUUGAUUGGAUUCCCGUGGACCUGCUCUCCAAAAUCGUGGUCGAAAUCGUUCACGCACGCCGCAAGGCACAGCACGAAACUCCUUUCUCGGUAUUCCACCUAGUCAACCCGACCGUCACAACAUGGAAAAGCCUUCUAGACCCAAUUCAUGACGCUUAUGGAUUGGAGGAAGUGGAAAUGGAGCAAUGGAUUAAAGAGCUCAGGCAGAUUAAGGCUCCGACGACAGAAGACCUUGCAGAGAAACCAGCCUUGAAGCUACUCGAGUUUUAUCAGAGUCUAGUUGAAGGGCAAGGGGCUCUAUCUGUUCCUCUUGAAAUGGAGCGUACGAAGGCUGCGAGUCAAACUAUGAGGUCGCUGCCUCCGAUUACGCCUGAUAUGAUGGCAAAUUGGUUGAAGCAAUGGGCCUUCUGA